ACGACCGGCGCGGCGGCCGCUCAGCUGCAGCGGAACUGUGUGUGUGUGUGUGUGUGUGUUUCAGACUAGGCCAAACCAAUACCUUCAAUCUUGAGGGGGGAUACGAGCGGCCCCUCCUAACUUGGACUGAUCCUCGUUUUUCCUGACAUCCGAUUGGCUCAAACUUAAGGCGCCGAAAAAAGGAGUUUGGAGAUUUGUAUGAAUGCAAGUUGCAACAGAGACGGACAUUUAAAAAUGCUGAAAAGAAGGAAGGAAAGAAGAGAAAGAAAUGGGUGGGGCCGACAAAAAUAAGAAUGAAAAAGAAAAAAACGUUGGCACGAGAGGCAGCUAAUAAAUGCGCCAAAUUAACAGACCUUUUCCGGGAAAAGGGUGCUGUGGCAGAAGGUAACGUUACAGAUGAGGAAGGAGGACCCAGCAGCAGGACAGCUGUUAAGGUCAGUGAUGGAGAGGGACAGGUUGAGGAUGACCCCUGCAGUCAUAUUGAUGAUGAGGGAGAGAAGGAGGAGGAGCAGGAGGAAGGAGAGCAGCAAGAGAAAGAAGAGCAGGAGGAGAAGAAUGGAACCAGUAUAAAAACAGUGACAGGUAGAGGGGCAGUGUGCAGGGCUGGGUAGGCAAUCAUAUUAGGAAAAUAAAUCAAUCAGAUAUUUACAUAUAGGUUAAAAUGCCAAUAAUUCCACAUACUAGAUAAUAACCUGACUGAAGCACAGAUUGAAUUAGAAAAUGUUUUA
Pimephales promelas (fathead minnow) is the source of this 728-nucleotide messenger RNA. Lineage: Eukaryota; Metazoa; Chordata; Actinopteri; Cypriniformes; Leuciscidae. The record is from RefSeq and is a predicted model, not a curated record.